Messenger RNA from Bipolaris maydis ATCC 48331, 1775 nucleotides. RefSeq names its product CobW/HypB/UreG, nucleotide-binding domain-containing protein. NCBI's taxonomy places the organism in Eukaryota, Fungi, Ascomycota, Dothideomycetes, Pleosporales, Pleosporaceae. The record is from RefSeq and is a predicted model, not a curated record.
CAGACAAGAAAACAAAAACACACACCUUAGAACCUUGCAAAAGAAAAAAAAUAACUCUUGAUAAAUUGAAAAAGGGGAAAAUUUCAAUGUCACCAGCAAAGCGCCGAAAGACGGGCGGAGCGGGCAUGAAGCCCAAGAAACAGGGCAGUGAGCAAAAGCCACUCCCAGUCACCAUUCUCUCUGGCUUUCUUGGUAGCGGAAAGACGACGCUGCUACGACAUAUUCUCAAAUCAGCAGACCAUGGACUGCGCAUCGCCGUAAUCGUGAACGACAUGGCCUCUGUCAACGUCGAUGCCAACAUCAUCAGGCGCUCCGACAACAAGGCGAAGGGCAAUGGCGAGGUGCGUGUCAAGGAGAAGAUGAUACAGAUGGAGAACGGGUGCAUCUGCUGCACGCUUCGAAGCGAUUUGCUGGUUGAGCUGGCUCGGCUUGCAUGGAGCCAUCAGGGGUUCGACCAUGUGGUGAUUGAGAGUUCGGGUAUCAGUGAGCCUCAGCAGGUUGCUGAGACGUUUACUACCGAGUUGACCGAGGCAAUGCUUGAUGCCGAGGGCUUGGAACCAGAUGAGAAGGAGGUGUUUGCCAAAGUUGCAAAGAUUGGUGGAUUGAAGACAAUUGCGACGGUUGAUGCAAUGGUCACUGUCGUGGAUGCUUUUCGCUUCUUUUCAGAGUUCGAUACGGCAGAGUUCCUGCAGGACCGCUUUGGGAGAGAGGAGGUGCCUGAUGAGGAUCAGCGCACCGUCUCUGAUCUCUUCGCUGAUCAGAUUGAGUUCGCUAAUGUCAUCAUUGUUAACAAGAUUGACAGGGCUGAUGCUGCAACUCUGGGUCGCGUAAAGGCCUACAUCAAGUCGCUUAAUCCAAACGCCAAGAUUAUUGAAGCCAAGUACUCAAAAGUGGAUGUCCGUGAGAUGCUGAACACUGGUGUCUUCAACUUUGGUGAGGCAGUUGCAAGUGCUGGAUGGCUGAAGAGCUUGCACGAGAUGACUGUGAUGGAUGUUCAUGGCAAGAAGCGUGUUGCGCCCAAACCAGAAACACUAGAGUACGGAAUCGGGUCUUUCGUCUAUCGUGCUCGUAGACCCUUUGAUCCCUUAAAGCUCUACCGACUGAUCGAGGGCAAGUUCAUUCUUCUACAAGAUGAAGCAGAAGAUGUGGAUGACGAGGACGAAGAAGACGGAAAUGAUGAAUCAUCUGAUUCAGGCAAAGCCAGUACCUCUGGCGAUGAUUCUGACCAGCAAAGCAAUGAUGAAGAUGCUCCUCCGAUUGAUGAUAAGCAGAUUCUGGAGAACAAAAGAACCAGCCCUUACUUCGGUGGUCUUCACCGUAGCAAAGGCAUCUUCUGGCUCGCAACUCGUCCUAACCAGAUGGGUUCAUGGAGCACCGCCGGCGCAAUGCUGACACUCGGAUCUGAGAUGCCUUGGUUCUGCUGUGUGUCUGAAGAAGACUGGGGCGCUGAUGAAGCUACCUUGAAAGCUAUCAAGAACGACUUUGAAGGCAAGUGGGGAGAUCGUCGCCAGGAGAUGGUCUUCAUUGGCGAGAAGCUCGAUGUGGAUGGUAUGACCAAAGCGCUCGACUCGUGCUUGCUGAGUCGCAGUGAGAUGAAGAAGUGGGAAAAGGUCAUGCUCGACAAGAAGCUAGAUGAUGAUGAGAAGGAAGAGACUCUGCAGGAAGUGUGGGAUGACGGCUACUGGGCGGAAUGGCCGCGGGUACAAGAUGAGGAGGAACAUGAUCAUGAUCAUUCUCAUGACCAUGGCCGCCAUCAACAUGGCCAAAAACACUAA